UCAACAAGCGAAACGCGUCAGUCCAUUCUGACUUUCCAUCCGCACUGUUAUUAAAAGCGUGCCCGACAGAGACGCUAAAUGUGGAGCAUGCAUUGAACUGAGAAGACGUAUUUGAGUUUAAUUCCUUUGCGAUAUUUACCAAGACGCGUUUCAACGAAAGAUAAUGAAUGAUAUAAAAGUUGCUGUUCUGGGAUCAGAGGGUGUCGGAAAAUCAGCACUUAUUGUUCGAUUUCUAACCAGACGAUUUAUUGGAGAAUAUGCAUCAUCAUCGGAGUGCAUUUACAGAAAGCGCAUGUCUAUUGAUGGAAGGCAGCUUAAUCUUGAACUUUACGAUCCCUGUUCACAGCCAUGUGAGGGGAAGUCCAAUCUUAAGGAGCAGAUCCACUGGGCCGAUGGCUUUGUGGUCAUUUAUGACAUCAGCGAUCGUUCCUCCUUCCUUACGGCCACAGCUAUCGUGCACCUGAUCCGAGAGCUUCACCUGGGAGCGGCUAAAAGGGACACAGACUCUUUGAUUUUCUUGGUGGGCAAUAAGCAAGACUUGUGCCACAUGAGGGAGGUCGAUAGGGAGGAAGGCCAGAGGCUGGCAUCUGAGUGCCGAUGCCAGUUUUACGAGUUGUCUGCAGCAGAGCAUUACCAGGAGGUUGUGCUCAUGUUUUCCAAGAUUGUGCGCAAUGCCAGUCUGGGAGGCAAGGUCAAGGAGCGUCGCCGGCGCCCCAGUGGCUCCAAGUCCAUGGCCAAGCUCAUCAACAAUGUCUUUGGAAAACGGCGGAAAUCCGUUUGAGACAAACCUGAAAAUGGACAGUGGUAACAGGAUACAUAUGAGAUGGCAGGUGGCAGCACGUCAAACAUGUUUAAAUGGGUGAAUCUCACAAUACCUGUGAAGAACAUUUCCUAGUCAUAUUACACCCCAAAAUCGAAGGAACAAAAUAAAAAUAUAUAUUUUGCUUAAAGAAAAUGAAGCCUAUAUUUGGGACCAUUAAUAUCUUUUGCAUUGUGGAAUUAUUUUCAGUACAGCACCCCAACAAUUAUUAUUACAACCAUAAUGCAAAAUAAAAUAUUAUUUGCAUUAAUGUAAUGUGAAUUGUAUUUAAAUUGUAAAAUAUGUAUACAUAAUGGUAGUAUUUGUUGAACUGCCUUUAAUCUAAAAAGAAAAUUUAAAAUCAUUGUAUUAAUGUAUUUUAUUUUUAUUUUUUUUAUUAAAAAAAAAAAAAAAAUCUUCAUGGUCCCAAAAUAAGCUUCAGUUUCUUCUUGCAAAAUAUAUUUUCUUUUGAUAUGGGACAUGUUUUCAUGAAAUUCACAAAAAUAGUUCUUCACUGCUUAGCAUUUUUGCUAAUGCCUUGUCUUGACCUUAGAGUCUUUACCAUGCAUUUGUACUGGAGGACUGUGUGCAACUGAGCUUACUGUUCCUGUACAUCUCUUCUAUUUGCCUUAAAUGUUUCUUUGAUCACUUCUUUGGAUGUUUCAAAAACAGCUAAUGUUAAAGCUGAGGACACCACUUCAGUUUGAGGAAUGACGAAAAGGCUUAAAGCCAAAGUCAACUCUGAACUUGUGAAAUAUGGAUUAGCUUACUAUGUAAUCAUAGAUAAACUCUUUCAUGUGGUUCACUUACAAUUUUUGUAAGAAAUUAUUCACUCACUGUUUCAUGUAAUUUAAUCACUUUCAACAUAUAUGAUGCAAACAAUGACUGGCUAAUGGUGUCAUUAGGGGUUUUGGUAUUUAAAAUCUGUCAGAGAACUUCAAAUUAAUGUAAAAUAAAAAAAUAAAAAUCUGUGCAUUAAAAUGAUGCAAGAAUGUUGAUCAAGCAUCUUUUUAUCUUCUUGGAAUUUACAUCUGUAAAGGGGUUUGUUUCCUCAAAAUUAGGCAACGACUGACCUAUGUCCGGGAAAAUGUGAUCAGUAUGUAGUAUUGAACACUUUAUCUGUAACUCUGGCCAGAAAUGGUAUUACCGUUAAUGUUGUGCAAGAGUUUUAGGAAGUAAGUAAAUUCAGGAGAUAAUUUUGAACAGAUUUGGAUUCAGAAAAGAUGGCAACAAUUACUGAUGAGUCACAUAUGGUUAUAAUUUGUGCUAUACAUUACCAAAUGCA
This is a messenger RNA of Myxocyprinus asiaticus (Chinese sucker), 2084 nucleotides long. RefSeq names its product ras-related and estrogen-regulated growth inhibitor-like protein. The coding region runs from base 164 to 781 and encodes 205 amino acids. Gene Ontology annotation, molecular function: GTP binding; GTPase activity. The transcript has 5 exons. Lineage: Eukaryota; Metazoa; Chordata; Actinopteri; Cypriniformes; Catostomidae. The record is from RefSeq and is a predicted model, not a curated record.